Molecule: messenger RNA, 4775 nt
Organism: Phaethon lepturus (White-tailed tropicbird)
Lineage: Eukaryota; Metazoa; Chordata; Aves; Phaethontiformes; Phaethontidae
Gene: ABCC1
Product: ATP-binding cassette, sub-family C (CFTR/MRP), member 1
Exons: 31
Biological process (GO): glutathione transmembrane transport; xenobiotic transport
Cellular component (GO): basolateral plasma membrane
Molecular function (GO): ATP hydrolysis activity; ABC-type xenobiotic transporter activity; glutathione transmembrane transporter activity
Source: RefSeq, a predicted model, not a curated record
GAUUGGAAUUUGACAUGGCACACAGAAAAUCCAGACUUCACACAAUGUUUUCAGAACACAGUCCCGGUCUGGAUUCCUUGCAUUUACCUGUGGGUCUGCUUCCCAGUGUACUUCCUAUACCUUCGUUGUCAUGACAGGGGAUACAUACAAAUGUCAAACCUCAACAAAGCCAAAACGGCUUUGGGCUUAAUACUGUGGAUAGUCUGCUGGGCAGACCUUUUCUACUCUUUCUGGGAAAGAAGUCAAAAUAUUUUUCGAGCCCCGUUUUUUCUUGUUAGGCCUACAGUAUUGGGUAUAACAAUGUUGCUUGCCACAUUUUUAAUACAAUAUGAAAGAAUAAAAGGAGUCCAGUCUUCAGGUGUAAUGACGAUUUUCUGGCUCAUCUCAUUGUUAUGUGCCACAGUGGUUUUUAGAUCCAAAAUAAUACAUGCCUUAAAUAUGGGUGCUGAAGUGGAUGCAUUUCGUUAUGUCACUUUCUGUAUCUACUUCAUCCUGUUAUUUGUACAGCUCCUCCUGUGCUGUUUUCCGGAACGACCACCUUUGUUUUCUGAAACAGUAAACGAUCCUAAUCCAUGUCCAGAGUUCAGUGCUUCUUUCCUCUCCAGAAUCACAUUCUGGUGGAUCACUGGGUUGAUGGUUCAGGGUUAUCGGAGACCUUUGGAAGCCAAGGAUUUGUGGUCAUUAAAUAAAGAGGACAAAUCAGAGGAGAUAGUGCCAGGUUUGGCUCGAAACUGGGCAAAAGAGUGGGCAAAGACCAAGAGGCAGCCAUUAAACAUGUUAUAUUCGCCCAAAAAGCAGCAAAAAUCAAGCGACUCAAAUGGUGAUGUGACAGAAGAGGCUGAAGCUUUGAUUCUAAAACCAUCUCAGAAGAGCUCUGAAGCAUCUUUAUUCAAGGUGCUAUAUAAAACCUUUGGACCCUAUUUUCUCAUGAGCUUCCUGUUCAAAGCUGCACAUGAUCUCUUGAUGUUUGCAGGCCCAGAAAUUCUGAAAUUGCUGAUCAACUUUGUAAAUAACAAAGCUGCCCCAAACUGGCAAGGCUACUUUUACACAGGGCUGCUGUUUGUUUGUGCCUGUCUUCAGACACUGAUUCUUCACCAGUAUUUUCAUAUUUGCUUUGUAACUGGAAUGAGGCUCAAAACAGCUAUUGUUGGUGUAAUUUAUCGAAAGGCACUUGUUAUCACAAAUUCUGCUAGGAAGACUUCUACUGUGGGUGAGAUUGUGAAUCUAAUGUCUGUGGAUGCUCAGAGAUUCAUGGACUUGGCUACCUAUAUAAACAUGAUUUGGUCUGCACCUCUCCAGGUGAUAUUAGCACUAUACUUACUGUGGCAGAAUUUAGGUCCUUCAGUGCUGGCAGGUGUGGCUGUCAUGAUCCUUCUGGUUCCGAUAAAUGCUGUGAUGGCAAUGAAGACAAAAACCUAUCAGGUAGCUCAAAUGAAGAGCAAAGACAACAGAAUUAAGCUGAUGAAUGAAAUUCUCAAUGGGAUUAAAGUUCUGAAACUUUAUGCUUGGGAAUUAGCCUUCAGAGAGAAGGUAUUAGAGAUCAGACAGAAAGAACUCAAAGUCCUAAAAAAAUCUGCUUACCUUGCUGCAAUGGCAACCUUCACUUGGGUUUGUGCUCCUUUUUUGGUUGCCUUGUCGACGUUUGCUGUGUAUGUCACAAUAGACAAGAACAACAUCUUGGAUGCUCAGAAGGCAUUUGUUUCCCUAGCAUUGUUCAACAUCCUCAGGUUCCCAUUGAACAUGCUUCCUAUGGUUAUCAGCAGCAUAGUAGAAGCCAGUGUCUCCUUGAAGCGCCUUAGGGUGUUCCUGUCUCAUGAAGAGUUAGAUCCAGACAGCAUAAUCAGGGGUCCCAUCACAGAGGCUGAAGGAAGCAUUGUUGUAAAGAAUGCAACGUUCAGCUGGUCCAAAAAUGAUCCUCCUUCACUGAACAGCAUUAAUUUCACUGUUCCUGAAGGCUCCUUGGUAGCUGUUGUUGGUCAAGUUGGCUGUGGAAAAUCUUCAUUGCUGUCUGCAUUACUGGGGGAGAUGGACAAAAAGGAAGGCUACGUGGUUGUCAAGGGCUCAGUAGCAUACGUUCCUCAGCAAGCCUGGGUCCAAAACGCAACUCUGGAAGAUAACAUUAUCUUUGGAAGGGAGAUGAAUGAGAGUCGGUACAAGCGUGUGAUUGAGGCUUGUGCACUGCUACCUGAUAUAGAGAUUCUUCCUACGGGUGACAAAACAGAAAUAGGAGAAAAGGGUGUGAAUUUGUCUGGAGGACAGAAACAGCGAGUCAGUCUUGCUCGGGCAGUUUAUUGUAAUGCAGAUGUCUAUUUAUUUGACGAUCCUUUAUCAGCUGUUGAUGCCCACGUUGGGAAGCAUAUUUUUGAAAAAGUUAUUGGACCAAAAGGAAUCCUGAAAAAUAAAACAAGGGUUUUGGUAACCCAUGCAAUCAACUAUCUGCCUCAAAUGGAUACAAUUCUGGUAAUGACUGAUGGAGAAAUCUCCGAGACGGGCUCCUAUCAGGAGCUGCUGAAGCAAGAUGGGGCUUUUGCCGAAUUUCUUCGUACAUAUGCUAAUGCUGAACAAAGUGUGGAGAAGAACUCAGAUCCUUCGUUAGAAGGAACGAUUCAACCUCUGGAAACAGAUACAAAUAGUCCAUCUGGAAAGGAGGGAAAGCCUAUAGAAAAUGGAGUCCUUGUGAGUGAAGCCACUGGAAAGGUGAUUCAUAGGCAACUCAGUAACUCUUCAACGUACAGCAGAGACACUGGGAAGUCACAGCACCAGAGCAGCACAUCAGAGCUGCAGAAGCCACUUGCUGAAAAGAAUUCCUGGAAACUGACGGAGGCCGACACAGCGAAGACAGGCAGGGUAAAGGCAACAGUGUACUGGGACUACAUGAAAGCAAUUGGACUCUUUAUCUCUUUCUUGAGCAUUUUCCUCUUUAUGUGUAAUCAUAUAGCCUCCCUGGCUUCCAACUACUGGCUAAGUCUAUGGACAGAUGAUCCUGUUAUCAAUGGGACACAGCAGUACACAAAUGUCAGACUGGGAGUGUAUGGAGCACUGGGAAUUUCUCAAGGUAUUGCUGUGUUUGGCUACUCGAUGGUUGUGUCAAUAGGGGGAAUAUUUGCUUCACGACACCUGCACCUUAACCUGCUGCACAAUGUCCUCAGGUCUCCAAUGAGUUUCUUUGAACGUACACCCAGUGGAAACCUGGUGAACCGUUUCUCUAAGGAGAUAGAUACCAUUGACUCCACCAUUCCACCGAUCAUCAAGAUGUUCAUGGGCUCGACAUUUAACGUGAUUGGGGCUUGUAUCAUCAUUCUGCUGGCCACACCAAUAGCUGCUGUCAUUAUUCCACCUCUGGGACUUGUCUACUUGUUUGUGCAGAGAUUUUAUGUGUCCACUUCUCGCCAACUCAAACGCCUUGAGUCUGUCAGUCGUUCUCCUAUAUAUUCUCACUUCAAUGAGACCCUCCUGGGAGUCAGUGUCAUUCGAGCCUUUGAGGAGCAGAAACGUUUCAUAAAGCAGAAUGACAUGAAAGUGGAUGAAAAUCAGAAAGCAUAUUAUCCAAGCAUUGUUGCAAACAGAUGGCUGGCUGUCCGUCUGGAGUACGUGGGGAACUGUAUUGUCCUCUUUGCAGCAUUGUUUGCAGUGAUUGCACGCAACAAGCUCAGUGCAGGACUGGUUGGCCUCUCAGUGUCCUACUCACUGCAGAUUACAGCAUACUUGAACUGGCUAGUUCGCAUGUCAUCUGAGCUGGAAACCAACAUUGUUGCUGUUGAAAGAGUUAAAGAAUACGCUGAAAUGGAGAAGGAGGCUGAAUGGAGUAUUGAACAAACUGCCCCAGCAAGUACCUGGCCUGAGGAAGGGAAGGUUGAGUUCCGAGGCUAUGGCUUACGUUACCGGGAAGACUUGGAUUUGGUUCUGAAAAACAUAAAUGUUACCAUAAAUGGGGGUGAGAAGAUUGGAAUAGUUGGGAGAACGGGAGCUGGAAAAUCCUCCCUUACUUUAGGUUUGUUUCGGAUUAAUGAAGCAGCUGAAGGAGAAAUUAUCAUCGAUGGAAUUAAUAUUGCAAAGAUAGGGCUCCAUGACUUGAGGUUCAAGAUCACCAUCAUUCCUCAGGAUCCAAUAUUGUUUUCUGGCUCUCUGCGUAUGAAUCUUGAUCCUUUUGACCAACACUCUGAUGAAGACAUUUGGAGGUCUUUGGAAUUGGCUCACCUGAAAAACUUUGUGUCGUCCCUUCCUGAUAAACUUAAUCAUGAGUGUGCUGAAGGGGGUGAGAACCUCAGUGUGGGACAGCGCCAGCUGGUGUGCCUGGCACGAGCUCUGCUCAGGAAGUCCAAAAUCCUGGUUCUGGAUGAAGCCACAGCUGCUGUUGAUCUUGAAACAGAUAAGCUUAUACAAUCAACAAUAAAGUCUCAAUUUGAAGAAUGUACUGUAUUAACUAUAGCACAUCGUCUGAACACAAUCAUGGACUACACAAGAGUUUUAGUCCUGGACAGAGGAGAAGUGGUGGAGUGUGGUAGCCCAGACCACCUACUUCAGGAAAAAGGCAUUUUCUAUAGCAUGGCCAAAGAUUCAGGCUUGGUGUAGCAUUUGAACUUGGUUAGUUCGUGUGGGGAAGAGGGAGGGGGAUACAUUCAAAGAACUGUAACUUUCCCUGAGCUGAUGUGAACUGUACAGUUCAGUUUCAGACCUAGUGAAGUGAGCCAGAGUAUGGCGAUGAAAGUAACAGAAAAAUGCAAUUUUUUUUUUUAUCCUCCUUAGUAUUGAUUUUAGCCAGCCUUAGGAGAAGC